CCGAUGCUAACGUUAGCUCAUUGAAACCGUUUCUAGCGUGUACUGAUGUGUGGAAGUUUUUACAGACGGUUGUUUUGUAGUGUCUCAGAUUAAUAUUUUAUCACUUAAAGAUGAGUUCAGUCCAGAAUCUGAGAGAGUUGAUCAACCAGCGACUAACUGCUGCUGCUGAAGAAAUAUUCACAGAGUUUGAGAAAACCAUCGUCCAGUACGAGGAGGAGAUCGAUCGUCAGCGCAGACUGCUGGAUAACAUCUGGAAACCUGAGAUAAAGUUACACACAACAGACCGUCUGCAGCACUAUGUCCAGGAGGAGAAUGUUCUUGCUGUGCAGAAUGUCUGCAACCAGGAGAGGAACUCCAGUGUGGAUCAGGAGGACCCAGAGCCUCCACAGAUGAAAGAGGAGCAGGAGGAACUGUGCACCAGUCAGGAGGGAGAGCAUCUUGUACUCAUGCAAGAGGCUGAUACACUGGUUCAGCGCAACUCCAAAUGUGAAGAAAUAUCUGGAGAAAUAUUUGGACUUUCUGAUAAAAGAUUCGGUCAGUUGGAUGAAGACAUCGAUUAUCGGCGCAGGCAGGUGGAUAUGAUCUGGAAACCAAGCAUAAUGUUACACAGAGUUGACCACCAACAUCAAGAUGUCCGUAAAGAGGGGAAUGGUCUCGCUAAUCAGCAGCUCUGUAACCAGGAGAGGAAGGUUAGUCUGGACCAGAAAGAGGCAGAACCUCCAGAGAUAAAAGAGGAAGAGGAGGAACUCUGCACCAGUCAGCAGGGAAAGCAGAUUGUACUGAAGCAAGCAACUGAUACUUUUCUAUCGACUUCAACUGAUAUGGACAAUGACCUCAGUGAACUAGAAUCAAACAGCAACCACCUCCUCUCUUACAAUUCACCAGUAACCGUGACCCCACAUCAGGAGGGAAGCAAGCAUGUAGACUCAUGCUCAACUAGAAAUGCAGCACUGAAGCCAAAGAGUCAUAGCAGUUGCAAUGUACCCAAGUCUUCAUUGUCAGAACAUCACUGUGAUGUUGGUACAAGUGGAAAAUGUAUAAAAUAUGAUGUUUUUGGAAACACCUUUCAGAAUAAGUACCAAAUCAAGAAACAUCACCAAAUCCACAAAAUUGUAAAACCAAAUGCUUGCAAUACACGCAGAAGAAGUUCACGGUCUCAGCAGAAAGUCCAUAUGAAAAUUCACACCGGUGACAAGCUGCAUUCUUGUGAAACAUGUGGGAAAAGUUUCAAUUGUGCUGGUCAUCUGACUGUCCACAUGAGAGUUCACACAGGAGAGAAGCCAUAUUCUUGUGAAACGUGUGGGAAAAAUUUCUCUCAACGUGGGCAGCUGACUAUCCACAUGAGAGUUCACACAGGUGAGAGGCCGUAUUCUUGUGAAACAUGUGGGAAAAACUUCAGUGGACGUUAUAUGCUGACUGUCCACAUGAGAGUUCACACAGGUGAGAAGCCAUUUUCUUGUGAAACAUGUAGGAAAAAUUUCACUCAACGUGUGCAGCUGACUCGCCACAUGAGAACUCACACAGGUGAGAAGCCAUUUUCUUGUGAAACAUGUAGGAAAAAUUUCACUCAACGUGUGCAGCUGACUCGCCACAUGAGAACUCACACAGGUGAGAAGCUGUCGUCCUGGAACAAUGGUGGGAACAAAGCUUAGUAGAACACACAUUCAUUUACAGCGUUGAGGGUAAAAGCAGGUCUUGUAGAUUCUGUGAGUUUAUUGCAUGUCAGUCUGUGACACAUGGAUCUUUAAGAAUCUGCCAACCUGUCCAAUGGGUGCGUGGCGACUUCCAGAAGCACAUUGCAUUUACGAAAGAGACAACUGGAGAUGUCAUACUUCUGAGGAACGGCCUAAUAGUUUAUUUCAUUGGUUAUCAGUUUCUGCUGGAGCUGAGUGGAAAGGGAUGAUGUUGCUGAGAUUUAAUGUAGUGAAAAUGAGUUUACACAUCAACAUAAUUUUUGAUGUAAUUAUUUUCGGAAUUCUCAUUUUCAGUUCAUGUGUAUGUAAAUUGGUUGCUCCAGUUCAACUUCAGUCUGUAUUUCUGUGGUGGUUCUUUGUUUAAAAAAAAAACAAAUUAAACCAGUUUCCAAUUCAGUAACAAUGUUGAAGUAACAGACCUGACUGGUUUCAUACCAGAUAAAGCUUCAGUUUCUAUAAGACAGUUGAAUUUAAAAAUUCAACUCAUAGAGACUUCACUUUGCUUCAGAACAGUUUGUUCACAUCAGAUGACUUUGAUGUAACACACUUGAAGCGUUGCUUUGUGAGUGCUGGAAUGAGAAGAUUUUUUAUGUAAUUAUCAAUCAUUAUGUAUUGUACUUUUUCAGGACCUCCACAGAAACAUAUUAUUCAAUUCCCUCAGUUCAUUUUUGUUGGUAGCUUCAGUCUGGUUGGCUGAUAAAAUGUUGGUGAUACAUGGCUUUGUGUGAUGAAUUUUAACCCCAAAGUGAAAUAGUUUCCUUUGCUUGUUUUUUGAAUUCUGUUGUCACUGACAAAUUUUGCUGUCUGUUUUUAAAUGAAACCAUAAACUGUUUGAAACAAA
Molecule: messenger RNA, 2535 nt
Organism: Amphiprion ocellaris (clown anemonefish)
Lineage: Eukaryota; Metazoa; Chordata; Actinopteri; Pomacentridae
Product: zinc finger protein 892-like
Exons: 3
Coding region: 111-1652 (513 amino acids)
Biological process (GO): regulation of transcription by RNA polymerase II
Molecular function (GO): RNA polymerase II cis-regulatory region sequence-specific DNA binding; DNA-binding transcription factor activity
Source: RefSeq, a predicted model, not a curated record